This is a messenger RNA of Aedes aegypti (yellow fever mosquito), 372 nucleotides long. RefSeq lists its product as uncharacterized. NCBI's taxonomy places the organism in Eukaryota, Metazoa, Arthropoda, Insecta, Diptera, Culicidae. The coding region runs from base 1 to 372 and encodes 123 amino acids. The record is from RefSeq and is a predicted model, not a curated record. The transcript is spliced from 5 exons.
AUGAGAGUGUUCUGCGAUGGUCAACUGUAUAUGUUCUACUGUGAUCUCUCCCAUGCUUCGCUCGAUGAUGACGAUUUGCAUAUGAUUGCCUUCUCAUUCGUAUCUGCGAUUUUCAGCUUUACCGAGAUUUUAUUCAUCAUCAAUGGAACAUCGAAGUUUUCCGAUAAGUUGAUGCAAGCUCUUGAGCAACUACAGCGGAUUGGAAUUGUUUGCCUGGACAGCAGACUGACCGAAUGCAUUUACGGCUUAAGUAAGGUUGUCCAAUGUAUGCAAGAGGAAACAGUCAUGUUUUACUGCUUUGCGCUGAACAAUUCGUUCCUGACGACGAUUAUCACGCCGCUAUCGUGGCUCGAGUACGCUGGAUCCUGCUGA